AUGAGUGUGAACGAGGCGGGCAGCGCCGGCCGCCGGGGGCAGGCGGCCUACCACCUGCACAUCUACCCGCAGCUGGCCUCCAGCGAGAGCCAGGCCCCGCAGCUGGCCUCCUGCCGCGUGCCGGCCACCAAGGACAGCACCACGUCCGACGUCAUCCAGGACGCCGUCGCCCGCCUGCAGCUGGACGGCAGCAAGCGCUACGUGCUGGUGGAGGUCAAGGAGACGGGUGGGGAGGAGUGGGUGCUGGAUGCCAGCGACUCGCCUGUGCACCGCGUGCUGCUGUGGCCGCGGCGGGCCCACGACGAGCACCCUCGGGAGGACGGCUACUACUUCCUGCUGCAGGAGCGCGACCCCGACGGGACCAUCAAGUACUUGCAUAUGCAGCUGGCAUCCCAGGCAACGGCCACUCGGCGCCUGGUGGAGCGCGGCCUCCUGCCUCGGCCACAGGCAGACUUUGACGACCUGUGCAACCUCCCCGAGCUGACGGAGGAGAACCUCCUGAAGAACCUCAGGCACCGCUUCCUGCAGCAAAAGAUCUACACGUACGCCGGCAGCAUCCUCGUAGCCGUCAACCCCUUCAAGUUCCUCCCCAUCUACAACCCGAAGUACGUGAAGAUGUAUGAGAACCAGCAGCUGGGCAAGCUGGAGCCUCACGUGUUCGCGCUGGCCGACGUGGCCUACUACGCCAUGCUCCGGAAGCACGUCAACCAGUGCAUCGUCAUCUCGGGCGAGAGCGGCUCUGGCAAGACGCAGAGCACCAACUUCCUGAUCCACUGCCUCACCGCCCUGAGCCAGAAGGGCUACGCCAGCGGUGUCGAGAGGACCAUCCUCGGCGCUGGCCCCGUGCUGGAGGCUUUUGGAAAUGCUAAAACAGCCCACAACAACAAUUCCAGCCGAUUUGGGAAAUUCAUCCAGGUCAACUACCUGGAGAGCGGCAUCGUGAGAGGAGCGGUUGUCGAAAAGUACCUGCUUGAAAAGUCUCGCCUGGUCUCUCAGGAGAAGGACGAGAGGAACUACCACGUGUUUUAUUAUUUGUUACUUGGCGUCAGCGAGGAAGAGCGUCGGGAAUUUCAGCUCAAGCAGCCUGAAGAUUAUUUCUACCUCAACCAGCAUAACUUGAAGAUCGAAGAUGGAGAGGACCUGAAGCAUGACUUUGAAAGACUCAAGCAGGCCAUGGAGAUGGUGGGCUUCCUUCCUGCCACCAAGAAGCAGAUUUUUUCCAUCCUCUCAGCCAUCCUGUACCUAGGCAACAUCACUUACAAGAAGAGAGCCACGGGCCGAGAUGAAGGCUUGGAGGUCGGGCCCCCCGAGGCGCUGGACACGCUGUCGCAGCUCCUAAAGGUGAAGCGAGAAAUCUUAGUGGAAGUUCUGACCAAAAGAAAAACAGUGACCUCCAACGACAAACUCAUCCUUCCCUAUAGUCUCAGCGAGGCCAUCACCGCCCGUGACUCCAUGGCCAAGUCCCUCUACAGCGCGUUGUUCGACUGGAUCGUGCUGCGGAUCAACCACGCUCUCCUCAACAAGAAGGACAUGGAGGAGUCUGUCUCGUGCCUGUCUAUUGGAGUCCUCGACAUCUUUGGGUUUGAAGACUUCGAGAGGAACAGUUUUGAGCAGUUCUGCAUCAACUACGCCAACGAGCAGCUCCAGUAUUACUUCAACCAGCACAUUUUCAAGCUAGAACAGGAGGAGUACCAGAGCGAAGGGAUCUCAUGGCACAACAUCGACUACACAGACAACGUUGGCUGCAUCCACCUGAUCAGCAAGAAGCCCACUGGCCUCUUCUAUCUGCUGGACGAAGAGAGCAACUUUCCGCACGCCACGAGCCAGACUCUGCUGGCCAAGUUCAAACAGCAGCACGAGGACAACAGAUACUUCGUCGGCACCCCCGUCAUGGAGCCGGCCUUCAUCAUCCAGCACUUCGCAGGGAAGGUGAAAUACCAGAUCAAGGACUUCCGAGAGAAGAACAUGGACUACAUGCGGCCAGACAUCGUGGCCCUCCUGCGGGGCAGCGACAGCGCCUACGUGCGGGAGCUCAUCGGCAUGGACCCCGUGGCCGUGUUCCGCUGGGCGGUGCUCCGGGCCGCCAUCCAGGCCGUGGCCGUGCUGCGGGAGGCUGGGCGCCUGCGGGCCGAGAGAGCUGAAGAGGCUGCAGGUCUGGACAGCUCUGGUGCCCAAGGUCACGUGGGAGAACAUAGAGGAGCCAGCACCCCGUCAGAAAAACUCUACCGCGAUUUGCAUGACCAAAUCAUCCGGAGUAUCAAAGGAUUGCCCUGGCAGGGUGACGACCCCCGUAAGCUUCUCCAGUCCCUCAAUCGGCUCCAGAAACCCCGCACCUUCAUCCCGAAAAGUAAAGGUAUCAAACAAAAGCAGAUCAUUCCAAAGAACCCGCUGGACUCCAAAUCCCUGAAGCUGAUCAUCAGUAUGACACUGCACGACCGCACUACCAAGUCCCUGCUGCACCUGCACAAGAAGAAGAAACCGCCCAGCAUCAGUGCCCAGUUCCAGACUUCCCUGAAUAAGCUCCUGGAGGCACUGGGGAAUGCAGAGCCCUUCUUCAUCCGCUGCAUCCGCUCCAACGCCGAGAAGAAAGAGCUGUGUUUCGACGAUGAGCUGGUGCUGCAGCAGCUGCGCUACACGGGCAUGCUGGAGACCGUGCGGAUCCGGAGGUCAGGCUACAGUGCCAAGUACACGUUCCAGGAUUUCACGGAGCAGUUCCAGGUGCUUCUCCCUAAGAAUGCCCAGCCCUGCAGGGAGGUCAUCUCUGCCCUGCUGGAGAAGAUGGACAUAGAUAAGAGGAGCUACCAGAUCGGCAAGACCAAGGUCUUCCUGAAGGAGACCGAGCGGCAGGCCCUGCAGGAGACACUGCACCGAGAGGUUGUGCGGAAGAUCCUGCUGCUGCAGAGCUGGUUCCGGAUGGUGCUGGAGCGCAGGCACUUCCUGCAGACGCGGCGGGCAGCCAUCAUCAUCCAGGCCUGCUGGCGGUCCUACCGCGUCCGCCGGGCACUGGAGAGGACGCAGGCGGCCGUGUUCCUCCAGGCCGCGUGGAGGGGCUACCGGCAGCGGGCAGCCUACCGGCGCCAGAGACAGAGCAUCAUCCGCCUCCAGAGCCUCUGCCGGGGGCACCUGCAGCGCAAGAGCUUCAGCCAGAUGGUGGAGGAGAAGCAGAAGGCUGAAGAGAAGGAGAGGGAAGCCGAGCAAGCCUCGAAGGAGGAAACCGCCGAGGCCGAGCUGGCCCAGGCAGCUGGGCCAGAACCUGAGCAGGGCCUAGAACCCUCCACGGAGGGUGAGCCUUUGGACCUGGAGCCUGAGGUGUGGCCCAGUGACGGGGCUCCCCCAGCCGAGAGCUGCCAACCUGAGAAGGAGGUCCCGAGCGUGGAGAAGGUGCCCCCAACCCAGAAACACACAGCUGAAGGUCGCGAGAAAGUGCCCCGCAGCCGGGAGAAGCGUGAGUCACGGCGACAGCGGGGGCUGGAGCACGUGAAGCUCCAGAACAAGCACAUCCAGUCCUGCAAGGACGAGCUCACCCUCAGAGAACUUUCUGGAAAGGCUGUCCCAGGGUCAGAGGAGAGCCUCCCAGAAAGGGAGGGCAGGGAAGAUGAAAGCCCUUCGGAUGCCAGGACUGAGAUGGAGAUGGCGUCCCCCAAAAAGCAGCCUCAGGUGCCCCCACAGGCCACUCCAAGCAGCCCGGACUCGGGAGAAGCCCAGGCCGGGAGCCCCAGGCCCGGCCACGAGGAACGACCCACCAGCCUGGCCCUGGACAGCAGGGUCACCGUGCCGGGACCCAGUGCCACCCCAGAGACCCCCAAGGACAAAAGCAAGCCAGGGAUCAGCCCCAGGGCCCAGGAAAGGCCCGGCAGUCCUGGAGGCUCCACGCAGAUUCAGCGGUACCGGGAUGCUGACACUGAGCGGCUGGCCAACGCCGUGGAGAUGUGGCGGGGCAAGAAGCUGAUGACCGCGGGCAGCAGCUCCAUGCUGAGUCAGUCCCUGGACCUCAGCGAGCGGCACCGGGCCGUGGGGGCCACCCUCACGCCCACAGAGGAGAGGCGCGUUUCCUUUUCCACGAGUGACGUCUCCAAGCUCCUCCUGUCCCCAUCCCAGGCCAAGACUCAGCCUUCUGCCGAAACAGAUGGGGAGCCCAUCACAAAGAAGCUGGCCAUCCAGAAGAAGAAGUCGGCCGACGCAGCCUCAGGGACAGACAACAGCCUGUCCCCAGGCUCUGCCGAUUCUAAAUCCACGUUUAAGAGACUUUUCCUUCACAAGAACAAGGAUAAGAAAUUCAGCCCAGAGGGUGGAGAAGAGACAGAGAGCGCCAUACCCGGGCAAGCCAUCCUGGAAGCUGCCACCACGAAGAAGACUCUAGAAGUCCCCUCCAGCCACCAGCACCGUCAUGCCACAGGUGAGAAGCACCCCAAGGAGCUGGGAGGGAAAGGGAAAAAGAACCGAAACCUCAAGAUUGGCAAAAUCACGGUGUCGGAGAAGUGGCGAGAGUCCGUGUUCCGCAAGAUCACCAACGCCAACGAGCUCAAGUACCUGGAUGAAUUCCUGCUCAACAAGGUGAAUGACCUGCGUUCCCAGAAGACUCCCAUUGAAAGCUUAUUCAUCGAAGCCACCGAGAAGUUCCGAAGCAAUCUCAAGACCAUGUACUCCGUCCCGAACGGGAAGAUCCACGUAGGCUACAAGGACCUCAUGGAGAACUACCAGAUCGUCGUGAGCAAUCUGGCAGCCGAGCGCGGCGAGAAGGACACCAACCUGGUCCUCAACCUCUUCCAGUCACUGCUGGACGAGUUCACCCGCGGGUACACCAAGAACGACUUCGAGCCUUCCAAGCAGAGCAAAGCUCAGAAGAAAAAGCGGAAGCAGGAACGCGCUGUGCUGCAGCACAAUGGGCACGUGUUCGUCAGCUACCAAGUGAGCAUCCCCCAGUCCUGUGAGCAGUGCCUCUGCUACAUCUGGCUUAUGGACAAGGCCCUGCUCUGCAGCGUGUGCAAGACCACCUGCCACAAGAAGUGUGUGCACAAGAUCCAGACCUGCUCCUUCAAGUGCGGGAGGAAGAUGGAACCAGGCGCGGAGUCGGGCCACUUCGGCGUGUGCGUGGACAGCCUGACCAGCGACAAGGUCUCAGUGCCCCUCGUGCUGGAGAAGCUUCUGGAACACGUGGAGAUGCACGGCUUGUACACCGAGGGCCUCUACCGCAAGUCGGGUGCCGCCAACCGCACACGGGAGCUCCGGCAGGCACUGCAGACAGACCCCAUGGCAGUCAAACUGGAGAACUUCCCCAUCCACGCCAUCACCGGGGUGCUCAAGCAGUGGCUGCGGGAGCUGCCCGAACCCCUCAUGACCUUCGCCCAGUAUGGCGACUUCCUCCGUGCCGUGGAGCUCCCAGAGAAGCAGGAGCAGCUGGCUGCCAUCUACGCCGUCCUGGAGCACCUGCCAGAAGCCAACCACACCUCCCUGGAGCGGCUCAUCUUCCACUUGGUCAAGCAACCACCCCCUAACUGCCGCUUGCCACAUAGGGUGGCCCUGCUCGAGGAUGUGAACCGCAUGUCACCCAGCGCGCUGGCCAUCAUCUUCGCGCCCUGCCUCCUGCGAUGCCCCGACAACUCAGACCCCCUCAUCAGCAUGAAGGAUGUCCUCAAAAUCACCACGUGCGUGGAGAUGCUGAUCAAAGAACAGAUGAGGAAGUACAAAGUGAAGAUGGAGGAGAUCACCCAGCUGGAGGCUGCUGAGAGCAUGGCCUUCCGAAGGCUUUCUCUGCUGCGCCAGAAUGCUCCAUGGCCUCUCAAACUGGGGUUUUCGUCUCCCUAUGAGGGGGUCCUGAUUAAGAACCCCAAGACCCGGGGGAGCAGCAGUGGUGGCCCGGAGGAGCUGGGGGUGCUGCAGGAGGAGGAAGCAGCCGGCGGUGAUGAGGAUCGGGAGAAGGAGAUCCUAAUCGAGCGGAUCCAGUCCAUCAAAGAGGAGAAGCAAGACAUCACGUACCGGCUGCCAGAGCUGGACCCUCGGGGCUCCGACGAGGAGAACCUGGACUCAGAGACAUCUGCCAGCACCGAGAGCCUGUUGGAAGAGCGGGCCGGGCGGGGGGCCUCGGAAGGUCAUAACCCUGCCAUCUGUCUCUCAAAAGGGCCCCCCGCGCCUGCUCUCCCCUGCCCCGGCGCGCCCACCCCGAGCCCCCUCCCCGAGGCGGCCGCCCCUCCUCGACGAAGGCCGUCGUCCUUCAUGACGGUCAGAGUGAAGACCCCCCGGCGGACCCCGAUCAUGCCCACGGCCAACAUCAAGCUUCCGCCUGGCCUGCCCUCCUAUCUCCCUGGCCGGGCGCCUGGUACACAGGAAGUUGCUGCCACAGUGAGGCGCCGAGAGCCGCCGGCCCGCCGCCCAGACCAGGUACACUCUGUGUAUAUCACGCCAGGCACUCACCUGCCCACUCAGGGCCCUCAGGAGCCCCUGGACAAGGAUGACCGGCCACCUGGGGCCAAGCGGAGGUAUUCGGACCCCCCAACCUACUGCCUGCCCUCUUCCUCGGGCCAGGCCAAUGGCUGA
Messenger RNA from Rangifer tarandus platyrhynchus (Svalbard reindeer), 6534 nucleotides. The record is from the annotation of a GenBank genome assembly. NCBI's taxonomy places the organism in Eukaryota, Metazoa, Chordata, Mammalia, Artiodactyla, Cervidae.